AGUUCAAAUCCCUCUCCCUUAUUCCUUAAAAAACAUCCAAAUAAAGUAAUUAAAUUACUCUCUCUCCCUCUACUCUACUCCCCCUCCUUCCCUCAACAUCCAAACAUAGCAUAAGGGAAUGCCCCUUUGGAAAGGAAGGGUAUUACGGAGGCAUGGGGAUGUGUUUGAGCGUACAUCUAGAGGAUACUAUCAUGCACAUGGUCGUGCAGAUGAUACAAUGAGUCUUGGAGGUAUCAAGGUGAGUUCUGUUGGAAUUGAACGCAUAUGUAAUGCAGCCGAUAACAGUGUCCUUGAGACAGCUGCCAUUGGGGUGCCUCCUUCUGGAGGAGGGCCUGAGCAGUUGGUAAUUGCUGUUGUAUUCAAGGAUUCAGAAAACAGGAUGGCUGACUUAAAUCAGUUGAGGACAUCUUUCAACUCAGCAGUGCAGAAAAAACUAAAUCCUUUAUUCAGGGUUUCUCAAGUUGUGCCUCUCUCCUCUCUUCCAAGGACAGCACCAAAUAUGGUUAUGAGAAGGGUUUUGAGGCAGCAACUUACUCAAGGUGCCCGAAAUCCUAAGUUAUGAAGGAUGGAUAUAUGUAAUUCUUGAUGAAUUCACUUUGUCUGUUAUAUUCAGGCUCUGUUAAAGUGUAAAAUAGCAAUGUACAAGGAUCUCUAUCCCACGAAAUAUGAACAAAAAAAUAAACUAGAUUGAAAGAAUAAUGUAAAAGGAGAGCUUAUAUAUU
Messenger RNA from Quercus lobata, 722 nucleotides. Its product is annotated as probable acyl-activating enzyme 17, peroxisomal. The transcript is spliced from 4 exons. Lineage: Eukaryota; Viridiplantae; Streptophyta; Magnoliopsida; Fagales; Fagaceae. The record is from RefSeq and is a predicted model, not a curated record. The coding region runs from base 119 to 562 and encodes 147 amino acids.